GAAAAUUCAGCCCCAAUUGUGAUUUCCAAGGAACAGUUGAUUUUUAUCUGCAGAAAAAAAGCGUUGAAUCACUAUCUGAAUUUAUGCUCGUCGUUUGGAUUUUGUUUGUUUAUGUUGUGAUGAUUAUGAUUGUUUUGUUGGUAUAAUUUUUGGCUGUUGUUUAGUGGCGACGUUCAGUGAAUUUACGCGGUUGAUUAACGGGUUGAGAGUGUCGGAUGGGAUUGUUGAUGUAUCAAGUGUUUAUGACAUUUUGAAGUUGAUAAUCAUGAUGGAGGUGCAGCAGCAGCACUCGCCAGUCGGCGUGGGACCCCUCGACUUCUCCCGUCGUGGAGUCGCUGAGGCAUCGGCUUUUCGCGUUGUCAAACCAAAACAAACGACGACGAUGGGCCAUCAGACGGAGACCAAUAAUAAUGAGGGACAGGAGCACAGGGUCUCGGAGAGUGACAAUUGCAAUGUUAGACUGAUGUUUCCAAGACUGUGGGCACCCUUUGGAGGCAGUGGUGACGUCACUAGUCUUCCUUCACUAGGAAAAAAUAACACAGAACGAUUAUCAUUCGGUGUCGGGCGACUAGUGGGCUCCCCAUCCACAAGAAGUCCUUCGCCCUCCCCCUCCCUCGGUCCCUCCUCCCCCGUGACAGGUCAACGAGAUCAGGAGAUUGACGUUGACGGUGAAGAGGACGAGGAGGAGGAUGAGGAGGUGGACGUUGACGUUGAGGAGGUUGGAGACGAGGAGUACCGAGAUAACAAUACCUCCCCAAGGUCCAGUCACUCGACUCCAUCGCCAUCGCUGACCCAGGCCCCAUCACCCAUGACACGUCCACCGAGAAAAUCAGGCGACAGCUUCAGCGUGUCAGCGCUGCUGAGGCCAGACCCACCAUCCAACCGCAAUUCCUCACCAGUUUCGCCUGAUCAGAAUCCAGUGGCACACCAGCCCACACCUGGCAUCAGUCUCUAUCCACAUCUCCACCUGCAGGGUGGACUCCUGCCACCUCAUCCACAUCAUCCACUGUCCUAUCUCCAUCCGCAGUUGCUUCCUCAUCACUUAUUACCACCACAUCUCCAUCCUCUUUUAAGAGGUGUUCAUCCAGCACAUCCUGGAAUACAUUCACCACACACCCAUGGCCUCCAUCAUCCACAUCCUCUCGGUGAUGUCUACAGCUGUGUCAAGUGUGACAAAAUGUUCAGCACACCACAUGGGCUUGAGGUCCACGCGCGAAGAUCACACAAUGGCAAACGUCCAUUUGCCUGUGAACUCUGCAACAAAACAUUUGGCCAUGAGAUAAGUCUCACUCAGCAUCGUGCAGUGCACUCAGCUGAAAAAGUGUUCGAGUGCAAACAGUGCGGCAAGGCGUUUAAGCGUUCAAGUACCCUCAGUACUCAUCUACUCAUCCACUCAGACACACGACCCUACCCCUGUCAAUUCUGUGGUAAACGUUUCCACCAGAAGAGCGAUAUGAAGAAGCAUACGUACAUCCACACAGGCGAGAAACCCCACAAAUGUCAAGUGUGUGGAAAAGCCUUCUCCCAGAGCAGUAAUUUGAUAACACACUCGAGAAAGCACACAGGUUUUAAACCCUUUGCUUGUGACCUGUGUGGUCGUGCAUUUCAGAGAAAAGUUGAUCUGAGAAGACACCGUGAGACCCAGCACGCCGAGCUCGGUGUUGCACCAACAGCAAACACCGGUGUUGCACCACACCGAACCUCCAUUGGAACAAUUGCACCGAGUAAUCUCGUAACAGCCAAUUCCACGAUUUUGCAAUAGGUACUCGAGAGAUACAAUCAGUUGAAUUCAGCAUCGAAGUGGUAAAACGUAGCUUCAAUCAAAAUCUCAUCUCAUCGUCAAUUAUUUAAUUAUCCCAAUGAAUGAUGAUCAUUUCACUAUCUCUAUGAAUUCAUCAUGAAAAUCGAAGGACCUUUUUUGCAGUUGACAUAAAUUUUCACAAAAAAUUCUGAUGAUUUUUUCUGGAUUCAUUCAAUGCCGAAAUGAUAGAAAAAUUAACGAAUUGAGUCAACAUCUUGAUGGAUUUUUUUUUGAGAAUUUGA
This is a messenger RNA of Diachasma alloeum, 2043 nucleotides long. RefSeq names its product zinc finger protein Gfi-1b. NCBI's taxonomy places the organism in Eukaryota, Metazoa, Arthropoda, Insecta, Hymenoptera, Braconidae. Gene Ontology annotation, biological process: regulation of transcription by RNA polymerase II. The coding region runs from base 266 to 1762 and encodes 498 amino acids. Gene Ontology annotation, molecular function: RNA polymerase II cis-regulatory region sequence-specific DNA binding; DNA-binding transcription factor activity. The transcript is spliced from 5 exons. The record is from RefSeq and is a predicted model, not a curated record.